AUGUCAAAGGCUAGUAUUUUUCUAGCGCUGGUGAUAUGCGCCACCAUGUCAAUGAACAAGUUAACGUACGCCGGUGUUGAGUCGGAAAUUCAAGCGUUGCUGGCGUUUAAAAAGAAUCUUGAUGAUCCACGUGGAGUGAUGGACGGAUGGAAUGUAUCCACUUCUAGAGCGCCGUGCGACUGGCGCGGCAUUUUCUGUUACGCCGGCAGCGUGCGUGAGCUACGUCUGCCCAGGCUACAGCUGAGCGGCCGGCUGAGCGAUCAUCUUGCUAAGUUGAGCAUGCUGCGAAGAUUAAGCCUGCACUCCAACAACCUCAACGGCUCCAUUCCACGCGCUCUCUCUGAAUGCUCCCUGCUACGCGCCAUCUAUUUGCAGGAUAAUUCACUCUCUGGUGAACUCUCGCCGGCGUUUUUUACGAACCUUAACAACCUCCAGGUUCUAAACGUUGCCCAUAACUUCCUCUCCGGCGAAAUAUCCGGCAACCUCCCGGCGAACCUCCGGAUAUUGGACCUCUCUUUCAACUCCUUUUCUGGUGACAUUCCGGCGAACUUGUCGGCAACACAUCAACUCCAACUCAUUAACCUUUCGUUUAACCGUUUCUCUGGCGAGAUUCCAGCGUCCAUCGGAGCAUUACAGCAGUUACAGUACCUGUGGAUCGACUCGAACGAACUCUACAGUACAAUUCCGUCGGCAAUUUCAAACUGUUCUUCACUAAUUCACGUCAGCGCUGGAUAUAACAGGCUCUCCGGCGUGGUUCCGUCGACAAUGAGUUCACUCAGAAGUCUUCAAGUUAUCUCAUUGCCGCAUAAUCUGCUCUCCGGUGUGGUCCCCUUGUCGCUUCUCUGCAACGUUUCAGCAUUAAAUGCUCAUACGAUCAAGAUUCUUGACUUGAGUUUUAAUCGGUUCACGGGGAUAGCCAAACCAGAAAGCAAUGAUGAUGCAACGUGUUCGAGUGUGCUGGAAGAAUUAAACCUUCACGAGAAUCAGAUAAAUGGUGUGUUUCCAGAUUUUUUAAACAAUUUUUCUACAUUAAGAGUUUUGGAUAUUUCUGGGAAUUUAAUUUCUGGUUAUUUGCCUGAUAAUCUUGGGAAUUUGCUGAAUUUAGAGGAAUUUAUAGUGGCGAAUAAUUCAAUAACUGGUGAAAUUCCAGUAAGUGUGAAGAAAUGCAAGUUUUUAAGAGUGUUUAAUCUGGGAGGUAAUUGGGUUUCUGGUUUGGUUCCAAAUUUUUUAGGGGAUAUGGCGAACUUAAAAAUGCUGUUUCUUGGUGGGAAUUCAUUUACUGGUUCGAUUCCGGCGGGUUUAGGCCGGGCUUACGGGCUGGAAUUGUUGGAUAUGAGUGAUAACAAGUUGACCGGCAGUGUGCCAGUGGAAUUGAUGAGGCUUAGAAAUUUGAGUGCAUUGAAUUUGAGUAAUAAUAGAUUUUCAGAUGAAGUUCUGAUGAAUAUCGGGGAAUUAAUUGGUUUAGAGGUUCUGAAUAUGAGUGGUUGUGGGUUUUCAGGAGUGAUUCCAGCGAGCAUGGGGAAUUUGUUGAGACUCACAACUCUUGAUUUGAGUAAACAGAACUUGUCUGGAGAGUUGCCUAUUGAGCUCUUCGGGUUGCCAAAUUUACAAGUUGUGGCUUUGGAGGAGAAUACACUAUCUGGGGCAGUUCCUCAAGGUUUUAGCAGCUUGUCAAGUUUACUCUAUCUGAAUCUUUCAUCAAAUUAUUUCUCCGGUGAGAUACCGGUUACUUAUGGAUUUCUCAAAUCAUUAACUGUUCUUUCUUUGUCUCAUAACCGUUUAACUGGUAUAAUUCCAGUGGAGUUGAGUAAUUGUUCUGGUCUUGAAGUUCUAGAGCUAAGGGAAAAUGACUUAGCAGGUGAAAUUCCAGUUGGUUUUUCACAUUUAUCUCAUUUACAGAGGCUUGAUCUUGGUCAGAACAAUUUAACGAGUGAAAUUUCAGACAGUAUUGCCAACUGUACAUCCUUGGUAUUUCUGUUGUUGGAUUCGAACCAUAUCUCAGGCCACAUUCCAGACUCAUUGUCGAAGUUGUCAAACUUAACAACUCUAGACCUCUCUUGGAAUAAUCUAACUGGAGUUAUUCCAGCAAAUCUUUCGCUUAUGUCCAGCUUGCAGGACUUAAAUAUAUCCCACAAUCAUCUUGAGGGAGAGAUUCCAGCAGCGUUGGGUUCACGGUUUGGCGAUGCUUCAGUGUAUGCUAUGAAUGCUAAUUUAUGCGGGAAGCCGCUGAACAAAGGUUGCAAGAAUGAGCAGAGGCGAAAGAGGAAGAGAUUGAUUCUUUAUAUAGUUGUGGCUUUAGCAGGGAGUUUAAUUUUGUUAUUGUGUUGUUGUGGGUAUAUAUACGGUCUUAUAAGGUGGCGCAAGAAACUAAAAACGGGAGCAGAUGGGGAGAAGAAGCGAAGCCCUAGUCCGGGUGCACAAGGGGCACGUGGAAGUGGAGAAAAUGGUGUGCCAAAGCUUGUAAUGUUCAAUAACAAGAUCACAUAUGCAGAGACUGUAGAAGCAACGAGGCAAUUUGAUGAGGAAAAUGUGCUGAACAGAGGGAAGUAUGGUUUGUUAUUCAAAGCCACUUAUGCUGAUGGAAUGGUGCUUGCUAUUCGUCGUCUUCCCAACACAUCUAUUGAAGAAAACAUCUUUCGGAAAGAAGCUGAAUCUCUUGGCAAAGUUAAACAUCGCAAUUUGACAGUUCUUCGUGGUUAUUAUGCAGGACCACCACCUGAUAUGAGACUUCUUAUCUAUGACUACAUGCCUAAUGGAAACUUGGCCACCCUCCUUCAAGAGGCUUCACAUCAAGAAGGGCAUGUACUGAACUGGCCAAUGCGCCAUCUGAUUGUGCUUGGCAUAGCUCGUGGUCUAGCAUUCCUCCAUUCAACCUCGAUAACACAUGGGGACGUAAAGCCACAAAAUGUGCUCUUUGAUGCUGAUUUUGAAGCCCAUCUUUCGGAUUUUGGGUUCGAUAAACUAACCAUAGCAAUGCCUGCUGAAGCUUCAACAUCUGCCACUCCAGUCGGAACACUUGGCUACGUGGCCCCGGAAGCCUUAUUAACUGGACAACCCGCUAAAGAAGCUGAUGUGUACAGUUUCGGGAUUGUGGUGUUAGAGACAUUAACUGGAAAGAAACCCGUGAUGUUCACAGAAGACGAGGACAUUGUCAAAUGGGUUAAGAGACAACUACAAAGAGGCCAAGUUUCUGAAUUGCUCGAGCCGGGCUUGGUCGAGCUCGACCCCGAGUCUUCUGAGUGGGAAGAAUUCUUACUGGGAGUAAAAGUUGGAUUGCUAUGCACAAUGCCGGACCCUCUUGAGAGACCUUCCAUGAAUGAUAUUGUUUUCAUGCUUGAAGGCUGCCGAUUAGGCCCUGAUAUUCCUUCAUCAGCCGAUCCCACAACACUUGCUUCACCGACUUGA
Molecule: messenger RNA, 3405 nt
Organism: Fraxinus pennsylvanica
Lineage: Eukaryota; Viridiplantae; Streptophyta; Magnoliopsida; Lamiales; Oleaceae
Source: the annotation of a GenBank genome assembly